Molecule: messenger RNA, 8796 nt
Organism: Epinephelus fuscoguttatus (brown-marbled grouper)
Lineage: Eukaryota; Metazoa; Chordata; Actinopteri; Perciformes; Serranidae
Gene: atxn1l
Product: ataxin 1-like
Exons: 3
Coding region: 243-2753 (836 amino acids)
Biological process (GO): anatomical structure development; regulation of DNA-templated transcription
Cellular component (GO): nucleus
Molecular function (GO): RNA binding; protein binding
Source: RefSeq, a predicted model, not a curated record
UUGGUGAGCGCCUCUGCUGGCCUUCAAAAUGGGCUCGACUCCUUAGCCUUGAUUUCUUCAAUUGUCCCUCCGCAUAUCAAGUUUUUAUGAAGAAAAGCCUGUUCGCGAUGACAUUUGGAGGUGAACUGGCAGACGAAGUCAGCCAGGUGAUUUCAGAACUGGUUCCUGUGCGGGCUGACUGGCUUGCAAGAUUCCAUUCCUGUGCGGUACAGUAAAGCUACUCGCUUGGUCAGAGGAUUGCAAUGAAACCUGCUCAGGAACGCAACCAGGAGUGCCUGCCUCCUAAGAAGAGGGACCUCCUAGUUAGUAACAGCAGUGGAGCUGGAGGGACAGGAGGAGUUGGGGCUACAGGAGGAGGUGGUGGCAACAGUGGAGGUGGCAAUAGUGCUGGUAGUGGUAUUGGAGAAGAUGAAGUGGUUUCCAUCCAGAACUCCGCAGCCAACAGUGACACUCAGGGAGGGACCCCAUCUGGAGAGUGGCUGCGGACUCAGCCAGGGCUUCAUUAUGGAGUGGAUAAUUCUGAUGGCAUACCAGCAGUGCCAGUUGACCAGUACAGUAUGCUCUAUAAAGUGGCUCUUCCAUCUGUUACCUACUCGCCUACCAGUCUUCACCCAGUGUUAGGCCACCUCUCGUCAGGCUACACUGUACACUCUCCUCUCCUGCAGCAUCCAGGCCUUCCCUAUCCUUCUCUUGGUUAUGCCCAGAUCCCUCAUUCCUCUCUCCAGUUUGUUAGUUCUCCUUAUGCAGCUGUACCUUAUGCUCUGCCCCCUGGCUUUGUCCCGGGAUCAUUAAUUUCUCCCUCAGGCACCAUUCCUCAGCCCCAUGCUGUGUCCCACCUUGUUCCCUAUCCAUCUGUCAUACAGGAAGGUGUUGUUUCUCCACCUCCCCAGGCCCAGGUAGCUGCUCAUACCUUUGCCAAAGUUGCGGCAUCAAGCGGUGUCCCGCUGAUGCUGCCUUCAGAGCAAGCUGCCCAGCAGCACCUUGGUACUGUAGGAGUCCUGCCUGCAGCAGAGCUCAGCUCUCGAGGGUUGCCAGUCUUCUAUCACCCUCAGGGCGCCAGGGCUGCCACUGCCACCAGAGACCCUCACAGUGCCCAGCAGGAAAAUGAACCAGAGAUGAAUGGAGGCGAUAAAGAGCAGGGAGCCAGGGAGGUUGUGCUCGACUACACUGCCAGAAAUGCAAGUCUGCUGCAGGUAGCAUCCAACUCUGCGGUCCAGGAGUACAGCCAAGACAGAGGCCCAAUGAACCGAAGGCUGGAAGAGAGGAGCUCACCUGGCCAGCGCAGCACUCCAGACAGUGACCUGGAGGUGCAGCAGGUGGUUGGUCGUUUGGCUUCUUCUGGCCAAGGUGGAGUGCGGAAAGAGGUCUCCUUUGCUCCCUUGAACCUCUCUCAGGGUGCCCAAAGAGCCAGAGAUGUCCACGGAGAGAGCACAGGUGUGGUUUCAGGCCGGACUGCGUACACAACCCAGACUGCGUGUUACACUGAUCCCAGAGUGGCCAGUCUCCAGCAGCAAACGGCACAACCAGGACAUGCUGUCAUGCUUGCCAACGGGCAGCCAGUUCUCAUUCCCUUGGAGUAUCACUUGCAGCAUCAGGCCCAGCCACCGCAGCAACACUACCCAGGACAGGCUAAUGAUGCCUCAGCCAGCCAUGCCUCUACCACCAUGGCCUCUCCUAACCCAAGCUUUAAAGCCUCUGAUUCUUCAGCCAGAGUGUGCCUCCUUGAAAGGGCGGAGCCGACCACAGCGCAGCAGCUCCCCCAGCAGCCUCCUGUCCAGCCUACAGCAGAUGCGACUCAGGCCUUAGCUUCAAGCCUCGCUCCUGCCUCGGCUCCCUGCAACCCAUCACACUUCAUGAAGGGAGCCAUCAUCCAGCUGGCUACUGGGGAACUGAAGCGUGUCGAGGACCUGCAGACUCAGGACUUUGUGCGCAGCGCCGAGGUGAGUGGGGGUCUUAAGAUUGACUCCAGCAUGGUGGUGGACAUCCGUGCCAGCCAGCAGAGACCGGGUCUUGUGUCGCUUCACUUUACUGUGGGGGAGCAGCAGAGCAAAGUGACCAUCGACGUGCCUCCAGAGCACCCCUUUUUUGUGUUCGGGCAGGGCUGGUCGUCCUGCAGCCCCGAGCGCACAGCCCAGCUCUACGGGUUGGCCUGCCAUCAUCUGCAAGCGGGAGACGUGUGUGUGUCCAUCACCCUGCAGCAGCAGCUUCAGCCGCAGCAGCAGAAACAACCACAGCACCAUCCUUCACAACAGCAACAACAGCAGCAGAACCUGUCCAGGACUUUGAGCAAAACCAACGCCACAUCAGGACCCAGUCACCAGCUCAUGGGGCCUCCUGCCCCUCAGCAGUCACGGCCUCCAUCUCAUUUCAGGCUUGACCGCAUCCACAGAGAAAGACAGAGGGAUGGGGAGAAAGAUGCAGCUGACAAGGAGGAAGCCACACAUUUUGGAGUUGUUGGGCACUCUGAGUCGCCCAUCAGACCAAGUAGGACCUUAGCAGAGCAUCCAAGGAGCCAGAGCAGUUACCACUUGCACACAGAGGGCUCUGCUUUCGCAGGGGCAGGGAUGGGAGCAAUGCAGGCUGCGCUAGGUGCAUCUCAGAGGCGCUGGUCCUCACCUGGCCUCCAAAGACACAGUAUGAAGGGAGACGAAGGGCCACGCCCUCAUAUAAGCACCUCCAGCCACACAAGGCCCUCUUUCAUCCCCCAGGAGGUCAAACUGUCCAUUGAGGGGCGCUCUAAUGCAGGGAAGUAGCAUCACAUUUGGUAGCAACUAUUAAAAGAGACUGCCACGAGUAAGAAUGAGUCUGACAAGGAGAGAAAGAGGGAAAAAAAAGAGUGCGAAUGUAGCCUCAGAAUGUUUGAGAUUUUGCACACCUGAAAAUAUACAAAAAUACAAGAUCUUUGUCUAUCUGGUGAGAAGUUCUGGUUUGGUUCAGUUGUCACUCAGCCAAAGGAUACGAGCCUGUGGUUUCCCGGCCAGCUGAGGUCUGACAGGGACAUUACAAGCUGAGUAGAAAGUAUGUAGCGGAUGAAAAUGCCUACCAUAGUCCUUGCACACUGCAUUACUCUUCCUCCCUCCCUCCUCUGUCGCCACUCCCGCAUACCCAUGCUUGGAGGUUACCAUCGCAUUUAGAACACUCUUGCUUCCUUUUUGACCAAACGGUCUCUUUGGGAGACCAAGGACUAUGAAGAAUGUGUUUGUAGCGCAGUGAAGCUACCAACUCUGCAGGUUUUGAUGUAUUUAAAAGAUCACAGCCAGUGAUCUUUUAUCUCCUUCAUUCCUAAGAUCCUGUUUCCUUCAAAAGCAUUUACCCAAAAAAGAAAAAAAAAAGUUGCUGACACAAGCAGCUCCUGCGGUGAUGUUGGCACUGUUGACGCUAACUGUCAGUGUAUGUUACAUUAUGCUUCUCCGGCAGGAGACUGAAACCUCUGCUGUCAGCUGAGAUACUUUCUCCCCUCUCCUUCCUUUACAGGAAGCCGGUCUGCAAAGAAUGGGAUCCUCUCUCAGGCCAAGUGUGGCGAGUCCCACUUGUCUUACAAUCGAAAUAGUGAUAAAUCAAUCAGUGUGUCUGUUCAGCAAUCAGUUUCCAUUUAAAAAAACAUCUGCCCAUGCCCUCUGGUUUGGGCUCUAACGUGUGAGUGUGUUUGCAUAAAUGCCGCAGAUUGGAAUAAUGCUUUGUUCUCUGUGAUAACUAGAGAUGUGUUGCAUUCCAGUAUCAUCAGUGAGAAUAUCCAUCACUUAGUGUUCCACUCUUUCUCCUUAGAGAAAUCACUUCCCAUCCUGAGCGACACCUUCCCUCCUCCUCGCUAUACCUCAAAGCUUUCCCGACCAGACUGGUGACUUUUAAUGCAAUUUCAAAAGCCGUGAUUAACGGAGGAGGCACUGGCUGGUCAUCACCAAAGCCACCUAUGGGAAUGAGACAUUAUCCUGUCACAUCACUGGCUGCAGGGCCACUUUAAACCCCACGAAGAGCGGAAAGGCCUCGCAGUUCGCCUUGUAGAGAGAAACCCUGCGUGCGAGUGAGUCAGUGACGAGGUUUUUCUUGUGUCCUAGUUACUCUUUGCUCGGUUCCCAAAUUAAAGCAAUAGUUCUUUUUACAGCACGCGGCUUUACUGCUCUCCCCCAGGAGUCUCUCGCCGCGGGCUGUUUUAUAUCUCUGUACAUCUGAGGUGUGAGAUGUGACCCUCUUUUAACCCUGACCUUUACAGGCGAUGCACUAUGUUGGUGUUUAUUUUCAUUGAUUCUUCAGUAUUUCUACACAAGCAAUGCAUGACAAAUGUCUCAAGAAAUCGUUGUAGAUGAAACCGCUUCUGUUUGAUUUUCUAUCUCACUGAUGAUAUUUUAUCUUUUACUCAAGUGCAUCUCCAAGGAAGGCUUGACUCUAAUUAAGUUGUGAUCAUUAUCGAAUUAUCUUCUGUUCUGUCUUUUGUUUUAACCCACCCGGUCCUUCGCUUUUGUUACUAGGGUAUGGAUCUUAUGAUUGUCUUGUGUUGCACAUGUCACUCAUUGAUUUCACACUGACCUUGUUUAUAGGAAUCACAGUACAGUAGGUGUUUUUUUUUAAUGAAGGGAAAAUGUUUGAAGUAUUGUUGUUGGUGUUUUGUGGUGAGAGAGAGAGAAAAAACUGACUUGCAUUUUUAACUCUGUUUACAAAUUUAGCCAAGAUGAAUGCUGCAGUUUCCUCCUUCGGACAGAUUUUUAUCCUUGUCACUGAAAAAACAAAAAAAUAUCCAAAAGGAUGAAAUUGAAAUUAAGUGCAAUUAGACCACACAUAAAAUCAUUCAGAGGUUUAUAAUCAGACAGCAUUCCUCAAGCAGACAUUCCCAUUGAAGCAUGUAAAUCCCACUUCUUUUAUUUCUGUCAUAGAGCUUUGGACUUAAACAUUUAAUCACUUUUAAGUAUUUCUUGCAUUACCUGUUAUAUCAUCGUUCAUUAGAUGUGCUCAGACAGGAGGAUCAGUUUGUUACAUGUUUUUGUGUCUGACUGUUGGUGCAGCCACAGACACUGCUGUGUGUCCUCUUAGAUCUUUUAAUGUCUCAUGGUUCACUCAGUGUACAGCCUGACCCUCCGUCAGCUGGUGGAGGAAGACAGAGUGACCUGAGCUGGGCCUAGUACACUUUCAUUCUCUGGUCAUUACAAGCAGCUUUAAAGGAAAGGUUCACAUUUUUUCAAGUUUGUCUCAGACCUCCUCUAGAGAAAUCAAGCUUCAACCUUGUUAACAUGUCCAUGUGGUGCUUUUAUAUGCUACAAGACAUAUCAUGAGUGAAAUAAGCAGUCGACACCAUGGCAGAGCUUGUACCCCUUGGACCUGCAGUGUAGCAUUGACAGUCUCUAGAGUGCAGAUGUUACGUCACAAACCUAAGGAACCAAUCCCAGCAACAUGGAAGGCAUCAGAGGAGAAUCCAGGGGUAUCUAUUUCACUGUCACUUCACCUUGUCAGAACUGGUGAUCAGAAACAAGGUUUAUCUAACAUUAGCAACACAUUAUCAGAUGUUUGAGAACGUGGUCAAGCUGAAGGUUAUCUGUUACUGUUUACGAGCAGAGGUCUGUGUGUUUCAUGAGCAGGUAUGCUUGAGCUGAGGGGCAGGGCUGAUUUGCAUAUUCAUAGGUCCGUGUAUACUAAAUGAGGCAAAGGUGUAGAGUUACAUCAAAGCCACUUUAAGCCAUGAAGGGAUUUUUUUCCAUUGAAAAAAAUCUAAAUGUGUAAUUUUGAUUAACAACAAAUGAGUUGUGUUCCCAUGCCCACGAAGAGUUCUCAAUCAGUCCCUCUGGGAGCUUAGUUGUUGCAGUCUAAAUUGCCUGAUUUCACGGCAGCUGUUAUACAUAAUUAUGAUGCCAGUUGUGAUGUUCUGAGGGUUUUUUUGCAAUGAAAUUGUGGAUCAGUUGAAAAGCAACUUGUUUCAGUGAGAAUAAAACACUGUUCUGAGUGUGUUAUUCAUACUAUACGAAUGCUACUACUAACCCUUUAUAUUUAAUCUUAGACAGCUUGAUUAGAUCUGGGUGCAACAGCCUCGGUCAUGGGCGCAUUCUCCGGGUGUAUUAUGCAGUAGAAGCGUUAGUCAAACAUGAUUUUGGUUUGUGUUCCACCAAAACUUUCGAUAUGGUGCAAAACAGUUUAUCCCCACUUUCAUGCAGGACAUCAGGGAUUUGCCUUGCACGGUCUUGGACUCUUUAGCAGUAAUUUUUGUUGGUAAAUUUGAGACGUUCUUGUUGCUCAUGCCUGUAUCUUCACAGUUAGAAACAAGGAUUUAAGUUACGGGUGAUGCUAUGAUGGGUGAAACUCACGGGAAACUGCUUUGAUUGGUCAAAUUAGCAAAAAGGUUGAAGUGAUUGGAGAAAGGUCGUGCAGAAUUCAUGGCGAUUUGUUGAAUUUGCGUUAAUUGUUGCGAUGGCAGCAUCAUAGAAGGGCCUCUUAAUGACCAGUAUGUACAUGAGGAAUGAUUACACUGACUAAUAACUGUUUCAGUGUACAUACAAAGUUGGAUUGUUUCAGGAUGGACUUGGAAAAAUGUGAACCUGUCCUUUAAAACGCUUUGUAAUUGGAGAUUCAAGAUAUCCAAGAACACAUCUUACCAUCUGAAGCUCACCACAUGGAGUCUUUCUCAUGCUGUAAGCAAUAUACAUAUUAUACCUGAAAACAUUUCAUGUAGUCUUGGCAUUUUCUAUGCAGUUUACUCAGUAUUGUACCCUUCAUUGUCUUAAGUACAGCUCUCUGAAGCAGUAGGGCAGGUUGGGCUGAUGCAGUCAUUUUGCGCUGAUGUCUGGUUGUAGGAUUUUUGCUUUAAAUGACCUUUUUAUAGGAAUACAAACCAGUAUUUUGCUUUUCUUCUUUCUGUUUUUUUUUUUUGCUUGGUGGUCUCAUCUUCCUGCGUAUAGCACACUGCUGACCCACAGAUCAGUAAACUUUUGUUGUCUUCUCACGAUGCCACACAGUCGGAGCCAAAUCACUCGAGAAGAGUGUCUCAUAUUUCCACGUGUUUGUCCAGCAUUAUUUCGGCUCCAUCGCCAAGCCACUUCGACAUUGUAUUUUAGGUCAAGAUGCAUUUGAUGGGAUUUAAACGGUGCAAGCAGUGACACUUGUGACUUUACCUCCUGUUGAUUCUCACAGCAAGACCAUCCUGUGCUACCACGAGCCUUUUUUGUUUUUUUGCCCUCUGCUCUGAGCAGUGUGUGCCAUGUCAAGCAGGAAAGCUCCACUUCUUCUACAAAGAUGUCCGACGAAUCUUAUUCACAUCACUGAUAGUCUGUUGCUGUAACUAAUUGCACUAAAUGCCCUCCUUUUACAGUGUUUUGAACUUAAAACUGUUGGUAAAUUGAAGAGUUUCAAAAUGUAAAGCACACAAAAUCAUGGAGAAAUUGCAGGUUGUGUGUUUCUGUAGAUAGGUGUAUUUCUUUUGUAUAGAUAGCUUUGAUGAUGCUUGUCGAUAAUGCCUUAAAAUCUGCUUUGUACAAUGUGUGAAAUUUGAAAUAAUGGAAUAAUGCUUCUGGUCGACUUGGUGUUCCCCUUUUCAGGCUGAACAAGAGCAAAUCAGAAAUGUCAAGCUUUGAAACUCUUGUCACGCUUACUAGCAGAAAUUCAUAUUCUCAAAGGGUGACGGUGAAUUCUUUUUGGGCCCCAGACGGUUCAGCUAUGAAAUCUGCAAUUUUGUGUUUGUGUGGUGCUUUGUUUUUAGUUUGUUUUUUUUUCAUUAUCUAUUCCGUUACGUUUUUAAUACACUCUUUAUGCCCAUACUUACCUUUUAAUUCCUUUUUUUCCCCAAUGUGUGGAGGUGAAGUGAAUGGAAUCUCUUCUUUGCACUUUUUACAAGACGAUGCCAAGAGUGUCCGCAGCGGAGGGCGAUCCAUUAAUUCCACACGCACACAUCCGUUGUUUUUAUUGUUGUUGCACAAGAUGAGUUGUUUUUUUAUCCUUAGACUUAAUGGGUUGUGUUUGGCGUCUUGUGCUUUGUCCCAGUCUCUGGACAACAGUUUUGAGUAAAUGGAGACAGACAGACAGACAAGCUACAUUAAUCCGAUAGCUUUCCAUUGGUGGUAAUGUGAUGGUUGAUGUUUUGUGACGUUGGCAGUGGGGAUUCUUUUACUCCCCGUGUGAACUAUUUCCUGUCGUUUUAUCCCGUAUUGAACUACAAAGGUGAAAUUACGACGAUUUCGGUGUCGAUGUCCAGUUAAAUCAGGAGAAACGAGAACGGUUAAAAGUUUUAAAGGAGUCUGUGUAUUUUCAGAUUUGACAUUGUACUUUUAUGGCACAAGGUGACACUGCUUUUUAUGUGAUGUGCAACUAUCGAAAAACGAAACAAAAUUUUUUUUUUUUUUUUUUUUUUAAACAUGCCUAAAUCUGCAAAAUAUAUGCAAUGAUGUAAAUGUAACAUUCAAUCCUCAAGUAUAAUCCAGGUUGUAUGAACUUUGUAUAGUGAGUUUUAAUAUUGUAUGGCCGUACCAAUAUGUAUUGAUCUUUAUCAGAAGCCUUAGAGUUGUCGACCGAAAGUGCUCCCUUAGAAUACCCUACACCUACCUGACUUUAACAAAGCAUUAAUAUCUCUAUUUUGUUGCAUUUUUAUUUGUACCGUUUUUGAAUAAAAUAGAUUUGUACUGUAUAUUUGUACCUCUCUGUGAACUACUUAGGGCGGUUUUUGUUUUUUUGUUUUGCUGUUUUAAUUCUAUGUACUUUAAGGACACAAAGAUAUUGUAUUUUUAUUGUUACAGCUAACUUGGAGACAUUGCAUUUAUCAUGUUUGUUAAGUAAACACAAUAUAAUAUAUAUAUAUAUAUAUACAAAUAUAAAUAUAAACUAUUA